Messenger RNA from Achroia grisella, 3927 nucleotides. RefSeq names its product homeobox protein homothorax (gene hth). Gene Ontology annotation, molecular function: RNA polymerase II cis-regulatory region sequence-specific DNA binding; DNA-binding transcription activator activity, RNA polymerase II-specific. NCBI's taxonomy places the organism in Eukaryota, Metazoa, Arthropoda, Insecta, Lepidoptera, Pyralidae. The record is from RefSeq and is a predicted model, not a curated record. The transcript has 15 exons. Bases 270 to 1565 code for a protein of 431 amino acids. Gene Ontology annotation, biological process: brain development; positive regulation of cell population proliferation; embryonic pattern specification.
GCCAGACUGCCGAGCGCGUCGGGCCUCCCGCUUCCCCGCGCCACGCUCGGCCACGCCGCGUCCCGUGAUCGAACACCACAUAACAAAACCUAAGUUACCGACCGUCGCGAGUGCAUUAUGACACUAGUGAGCUAGCGGGCCGCUGUGACGGUGUCAAUAAUCCAUGUGUAUGUGUUCACGUGCUUUUGUGUUGUGUUAGGUUGGGCCCGUGACGAAAAACGUUCGUGGUGGCCAGCGGAGCCUUGCACCCGGGCUCGGGCCGAGCUUUCAUGGCUCAGCCUAGGUACGACGAAACCCUCCACGGUGGGGGAUACAUGGAGGGAGGCGCGAUGUACCACGAGCACAGACUGACGCACCCCCACCUCCCUCCGGUGCACUACCCCCCGCCCGCGGCGCCCGCGCACGCGCUCCCCGGCGAGCCCCUAGUCCACAAGAGAGACAAGGAUGCCAUAUACGGGCAUCCGCUGUUCCCCCUGCUGGCUCUGAUCUUCGAGAAGUGCGAGCUGGCGACGUGUACGCCGAGGGACCCUGGGGUGGCAGGCGGGGAUGUGUGCUCCUCAGAAUCCUUCAAUGAAGAUAUCGCAGUUUUCAGUAAACAGAUACGCCAAGAAAAACCUUAUUACAUAGCAGACCCAGAGGUCGACUCAUUAAUGGUGCAAGCAAUACAAGUACUACGGUUUCACCUAUUAGAAUUAGAAAAAGUACACGAGCUGUGCGACAAUUUCUGCCACCGCUACAUCAGCUGUCUGAAGGGCAAGAUGCCCAUCGACCUGGUGAUCGACGAGCGGGAGUCCGCGCGGCCGCCCGACGCCAACGGCGAGCCGCGCUCCGCCCCCGACAGCAGCCACGACGGCGCCUCCACCCCCGACGUCAGACCACCGUCAUCGUCGCUGUCAUACGGCGGCGUGGCGAACGACGACGUGCGGUCCCCGGGCUCCGGUGGGACCCCAGGGCCCCUCAGCCAACCUCCGCCGCAGACGCUCGACGCGACCGAUCCAGAUGCUAUGGGCAAAUGGUGCCCGUCGCGGCGCGAGUGGUCGUCACCGCCGGACGUCGCGCGGCGGGUGUACUCCUCAGUGUUUCUGGGUAGCCCCGGUGAGUACCCAGGAGAUGCCAGUAACGCGAGUAUUGGCUCCGGGGAGGGCACGGGGGAGGAAGAUGAUGACACGAAUGGCAAGAAGAACCAAAAGAAGAGAGGGAUCUUCCCGAAGGUCGCGACGAAUAUCCUGCGGGCGUGGCUCUUUCAGCACUUAACGCAUCCGUAUCCGUCGGAGGACCAAAAGAAACAAUUAGCACAGGACACAGGGUUAACGAUACUACAAGUAAAUAAUUGGUUUAUCAACGCGAGACGUAGGAUAGUGCAGCCUAUGAUAGAUCAAUCAAACAGAGCAGUGUUUUACCCGGCAGUGUUCCCGCACGCGGGUCCCAGCGGCGCGUACAGCCCCGAGGCGACCAUGGGCUACAUGAUGGACGGGCAGCAGAUGAUGCACAGGCCCCCGACGGACCCAGCCUUCCACCAGGGCUACGCGCACUACCCGGCCGAGUACUACGGCCACCAUCUCUAAUCUAUCCUGCACAUUUGUACAUAUAUUGAUAACGGAGAGAGUCCGACGCAGCGAGCCGAGGGCGGCGUCCUCUGUGAUAUAUGACACCGGCACGGACAGACGCGCAAUUAUCGCGCAACUAACGCGCAACUCACGCGCGACUCCCGCGCGACACCAUUCUACAGGAGAACGAUGCUACACUGUACAUAAAGCGAUACCUUUUGUAAUAUUUGAAACAGUAUACGAUCUCCUAAAUUAAGAUUUAAAGUCAACUUUAAUGUUUAAAUUAAAAUGUAAAUUUACGCGACACUGUGGACGAUGUAAUAUAACUGGUGCAAUCACCUUAUAUAAAUAAAUAAAUAAACGGUUUUAUCACUCGGAACAAUAGGAGCAAAGUUGAUGAAUGUAACAAUAAAAGUGGUUUGAUAGUUAUCGUAUAAAUAUUUAUAGCUAAUUGUGUAUUGUUAUUAUUAAAUAUAAAUAAAUAAUUGAAUAGUUGUAAGUUGUAACUAUCACUGGAAGUACUUGGGUCGCUGUGGACAGAUGGUAAUAGAAAAUGGGACUUUUGUAAAGGAGUUGUGUAUGUAAUUGGUUUAUUUAGAUUUGUUUUUUAACAACUUUCCUUGAUUGAGGGACGGCGCGGGGCCGAGGGCAGGCGGGACUAACGGCGAGCUCGCUGGUCGAGUUCGCCGCUGUUUGUUGCGCACGAAUCGCUCGUGUGUCGCUGACAGUCGCCCGUCUGCCGCCGGUCGAGCGCCGCCGCUUGCCUUAAUCUAACCCGUGAAGUACUUUAGUAUGGAAUGUGUUGCGUCUGUUACCUACCAACUAAUUUAUUCAAUAAUUAAUUAUCACGCUCAAAUUGUACUUCUAAACGAACGUCAAUUUCUUGUAUCUUAAUUUUAAUUGUCCGAGCAGCAGUUUCGUGUUUUGCGUUACAGGUGAAGUACAUAUCUUGAAAUAUAUAUAUAUUUAUUAAUAUAUGAUGAUAUUGUGAAUUUAGAUAUGAUUGUUUCACCUUGCCUUGGUGUUCAGUAAAGUAGCACAAUUUGUAACCGAUGUAUACGAUAACAAAAUGAUAUUUUACAAUGUUAAAAUAAAAGAGAUUUUUAGGUAUAUUUUGUCUUGGGAAUAAAUACCUGACAUCGAUUGCCUUCUACGUUACCAGGAGACCAUGAAUUUUUAUUGUUCUUUCGCGCGCGGCUCGCGAGUUAAAAAAUUAUAAUGUUUAUGCAAUAGUGUUGAUUGACUGUUGGUAGUUUUUUAAUUCGCCAGCCAUGCCGCUUAGAUGUUUAUAGUGGGGCAAAAGUCGUGUGAUUUUUGUGACUGAUAAAUCUUGUGAGCUUCACAUAGAGUCCUAGAUUAUUACAAGCCGUUCAUUCACUGUUCCGUGGCGGCAUGCUCUAAAGAUUUUAGCGUUCGGUUCAUAUAUAUCAGAUUUAGAUUAAGCCACGGGACUAUGUAAUGAUAUUACUAAAUAAACAUGAGAAUACGUUAAGGUAAUGCACCGCAUUACAGCCUUAUGCCAUGUAUACGAACGGGAGUUAUAAAAAAUGUCAAAAUGGUCUUAGCUACGGUAUAACUUCGAUAGUGGAAUAAGUUAUCCGGAAACAAGCUUUAUUCUAGUGUAAUAACCACCAUAUUGUCUUGUGAGACUGGCGCGACACGAUUGUUUUGUUAUCGGCCCAGGCUGAUGGGAGAUACUGUUGCGAGAUAUGCAAUUAGAGCGUCGUAAACCAACCGUGUCACGCCUUAGUGUAUCAAUUAGAAAGUUUGUUAUCUUUUGUAAAUAUACUUAACGUGGUAUUAUAUGUUUCGUUCGUUUGAUCCUUGUAUAUUGCAGUUUCAUUUCCAGUGUGGUCUCAGUAUUAAAAUGGAAUGGUUUCUAAUGAGGACCGCGCAUACAUUUCGUUUCUUGUGCAACACCAAUCUUUGUUGAUAUUCCCUUUUAUUAUUGUUAUUUACAUUGCGUGUAAUAUAUUUUUAUUAAGAGGAAAAUCUUAAAUAGUAGUUGUUAGGCAUUAAUGUAUUAAUUGAAGAAUUUUAUUUUGAUUUUUCUCUUUAUUAUAUUAUGUAUAUGUACAUUAUAUAUAAUGAUUUGAAAGUCAUCAAGUUACUGUAAAUAUAGCUACUAAAAUGGACAUUGUGAGUCUGUCAGCGGUAUUAAACAAUUAUUAUUGAACGGUUCGAGAAAGAAAGUUAAUUAUAUAUUUGUAUUGUAUAAUUUUGGCGAGGUACAUAUUAUUAUAAAUAUGAAUUAUACAUAAAUAGUGAACUGGUUUAUAUAAUAUAAAUAAUAGCACCACCCUCACGCUGACGGAUCGAGUGGAGAUACUGACGAAACUGUGUCGGCAUUAUGAAUGCUACGAAUUGUGUAAAAAAUAUU